CCCCAGGUGUAAACCUGCGAGAAAUCCAGAAAAUCCGCUCCACAUCUCCGCACCCUCCCAGUUAACCUCAGCCGAAAAGUGGCGAGAGCCGGAAUAUUUUCACACGAGACUUAUCGAGGGACCGGUGUGAAAGAGCACACACAUAAAAACACACACACACGCGUUCAAAAACUCGGACAAACCCAGUCGAGAGAGGAAGGAAGAUUGCGCUUUGGCACAUCUGACACUUCUGCAUUCUGCCACCUCCCGCCUUCGCGACCGGCGGACUUUCUCGCCCGGAGACCGUCCGAGCCACUGACGCGAAGUCCGAUUCCGCCGCCAAUCUCAACCCAAGGGGGUCAACCGAAACAGAGCGGACUGUUUAAAACAGUGAAGCAGCGUCUCCGGGCACUGGAGCCGAGAGAAACUGUGGACAAACCCUCGCCCGCUGCUCCACAUCUGCCAUUUUACAAGCGCCCGAUGCUGUUGGAAUUAACAGGUUGUUGGAAGUGGAGCGACUCGGAAAGGAGGUAAGUGAGAGAGGCGAGUGCGGGCUGCGUCCCUGCCCGGAUCUGUCCACGAUUCUGAACCUGACCUGUCUGUGCAAGUGCCAUCGGUCCCAGCUCUGCACCUGAUCGCUUUGUCCCUUCUCCAGUUAGUAACUUGAUCCUGUUUUGUUUCUCCCCAAUUUAAAAAAAACAGGAAUAAAGCUAAUCUUCCCUGGGAAGGGAAUUUGGAGAGCAGCGAAACCCGACCUCCGCAUGAUAAGCUCCGUGUGUGUCUCAUCUUACCGGGGACGCAAGUCAGGCAAUAAAGCUCCUUCUAAACCAUGUCUGAAGGAAGAAAUGGGCAAGGGGGAGGACAGCGAGAGAAUCACCAUCAACGUCGGCGGCACCAGGCAUGAAACGUACAAAAGUACCCUGCAGACGCUGCCGGGGACCCGGCUGGCGGGACUCGCUGACCCCGGCGCCCAGUGCAACUUUGACUUCGAUGCCAAGUCCAGCCAGUUCUUCUUUGACCGCCACCCGGGCAUUUUCGCCUAUGUGCUGAAUUAUUACCGCACGGGCAAGCUGCACUGCCCGGCCGAUGUCUGCGGACCCCUGUUCGAGGAAGAGUUGGCUUUCUGGGGACUGGACGAGACCGACGUGGAGCCCUGUUGCUGGAUGACUUACAGGCAGCACCGAGAUGCCGAGGAGGCUCUCGACAUCUUCGAGCCGUCGGACGGGACUUGCAACAGCAUGGAGAGGGAAGACGAGGCCGAGCCUGACCCGGACUCGGGCCGCAUCCUGGGGCUGGAAGCGUGCAACCACAACCGUUCCACUCUCGCCAACUUCUGGAAGAGGUGGCAGCCCAAAGUGUGGGCACUCUUCGAAGACCCUUACUCCUCCAGAGCGGCACGGUGUAUUGCCUUUGUGUCCCUCUUUUUUAUUCUGCUGUCGAUCACUGCCUUCUGCCUCGAGACUCAUGAGGCAUUCAACAAGAUUGUUAACUUAACAGAAUACAUAAAAGAGGGAAACAGCACACGGAUAGUGAGAGUGUACGGUCUGGAGACUGAGCCAGCUCUCAUGUACGUGGAAGGAGUGUGCGUUGUGUGGUUCACACUGGAGUUCCUUGUUCGCAUUUCCUUCUGCCCUAACAAACUGCUCUUUGUCAAGAACAUGCUGAACCUCAUUGACUUUGUGGCCAUUCUGCCCUUCUACUUGGAGCUGGCACUUCGUGGGUUGUCUUCCAAGGCAGCAAGGGAUGUUUUGGGCUUCCUCCGGGUUGUAAGGUUUGUCCGGAUUCUGCGGAUUUUCAAGCUGACCCGGCACUUUGUGGGACUGAGGGUACUGGGGCACACCCUGCGAGCCAGCACCAAUGAAUUCCUCCUGCUCAUUAUCUUCCUCGCCUUGGGAGUUCUCAUCUUUGCCACAAUGAUCUACUAUGCGGAGAGGAUUGGUGAAAACCCCAACAGUCUGAGUCCCACUCACUUUAAGAAUAUCCCCAUUGGCUUCUGGUGGGCAGUGGUCACCAUGACGACACUUGGCUAUGGUGACAUGUUCCCCCAGACAUGGUCGGGCAUGGUGGUGGGCGCACUGUGUGCCCUGGCUGGCGUUCUCACCAUUGCAAUGCCAGUGCCAGUCAUUGUCAAUAACUUUGGAAUGUAUUACUCCCUGGCAAUGGCUAAACAAAAGCUGCCCAAGAAACGCAGGAAGCACAUACCCUGUGGGACACUCGCAAGGUCAAUGGGGCAUUGCAAGCCAGAUCCGAGCUCCCGGAGCAGCAGCAUGCAGAGUGACAAUGGCCCCACUGCUGCUGAGCAGAUAACAGAGAGAAGAAACUCAGACUCAAAACAGAAUGGUGAUGCGAAUGUAGCCUUAUCCGAUGAGGAAAGCACAGCACUGAACCAGCCAUUGACACCCGAUGAGAAUCGGACUCUCAAGCGUUCCGCCACCAAGGACAGAACCAAAAGAGGAUCUGCCUGCUUCUUAUUGACAUCUGAGAACUGCAAAGAUGCCCUCACAGCUAAUUACUCUCAAGCAGAAGUGGUCACUCUCUCAUAAUAGAGGGCAGAGGGCGAGCUGUCAUGCUUCAUCUAAAGUCCUGCUUCAUCUAAAGUCCUGCAAUGACAGAGGACCAAAGGAGGUUCCAGAUUUUCGCAAACAAUUUUGAAGAUCAGAAGCUUUGAACUAACAAGCACUCAUAAGCUAGUAAAUUUGUUGUAAUAUAUAUACAUUUAAUCCUGUAAAAGCAUGAAUGCAUGGUGGUUCUGUAAAUUAUGUAUUAUGAAGAAAAAGCUAUAUAUAUAUAUAUAUAUAUAUAUUAUAUAUAAACAUUUCUAUAUGAAUUAGAGACAUUUGUUAACAUCUAGAUCAUAAUGUGCAAAAACCUUUGAAUUCCAGCAAUAGAUUGAUGAUCCUCAUUGUAACAAUUUUGUUGCACAUUUUAUACUUAUGUACUAUUGUCUAAUAUUCAGUAAGAAGAGAGAUGUAUGAAUUUACCUCAAAGUGCUUUAUUGUGAUGACUGUUGUGUUUCAGUUUGAGUCGUAUCCUAGCAGCAGAGUUAAAAUGUCAAAAGUUCUUUGAAGCUCACGUUAUUUCAUGUGAUCUAAGUCUCUUUGCAACAUUGAUCCACGUCAGGCUCUUCUUUAUAGAGAUGAAUUUAAUUCUGGUGUUCUGAAGUGAAUCAAAGGAUGCAGCAAGAAUGAAGCAGGUUGCCAUUGGGGUAAAUCUGAAAUAAGUAUGGAAGAUGGAAGUAUACCACAUGGCAGAAGAACAGCUCUAGAGCAUAAUCUGCACCUGAAACAUUAAGCUGCUCUAGAAUGCUGACUGACCUACUGUGUAUUUCCAGAUUGUUCUUGUUAUCCUAAACAGGAAACAACUUCAGUGGGAAGCUGUGAUAUGGAGUGAGAGGUCAAGUUUCUGCACAUGCUCCAAAAGGGUUGUCGUACUGUUCUGUGUACUGUGUCUCUGGUGUCUUAAUAUCAUGUCUGCAUGUUGUUGAGCAUGAAACUCUGUGCAGCAGUGCUGGGAAGGAAAUAAAGGGUUACUCUUUUCAUGUUAA
Molecule: messenger RNA, 3523 nt
Organism: Pristis pectinata (smalltooth sawfish)
Lineage: Eukaryota; Metazoa; Chordata; Chondrichthyes; Rhinopristiformes; Pristidae
Gene: kcnc4
Product: potassium voltage-gated channel, Shaw-related subfamily, member 4
Exons: 4
Coding region: 741-2522 (593 amino acids)
Biological process (GO): protein homooligomerization; potassium ion transmembrane transport
Cellular component (GO): dendrite membrane; axon; voltage-gated potassium channel complex
Molecular function (GO): protein binding; delayed rectifier potassium channel activity
Source: RefSeq, a predicted model, not a curated record